Messenger RNA from Eruca vesicaria subsp. sativa (arugula), 1927 nucleotides. NCBI's taxonomy places the organism in Eukaryota, Viridiplantae, Streptophyta, Magnoliopsida, Brassicales, Brassicaceae. The record is from the annotation of a GenBank genome assembly.
AUGCAUUCAUAUUUCAGGAAGAAAAAAUGCUAAGAAAAUAUCGUAGUAUAUUGGAUGCUUUUUAUAUAGCUUUCCUUAAUCCUUAAUUUCUCGUGAGUCGCGCAACUCGCAACAAUUGACAGGUGAAAUUGUCGCGCGUAACGCCUUCUACUAAAGCUGUCUUCUUCUUCCUUCUUUAUAUGUCUCUCUUUCCACAAACUUCUCUUCCUCUUUGUGCUUGCUUUCCUCUGUUUCUCUCCCUGUUCUGUCUGAAUAAUCUAUUCAAAGAUCUUUUCUAGACAAGAAUAUCAUCAAAUGGAAUCUACUGAACGACAAGACAUAGAUUUCUGUAGCUCUUUUUCCAAGGACACAACCACAACUUUCUUGACUCCAACCACAAGCUCGCUCCGAUCCGACUCGAUAGAUUCACCAAAGCCACAAAACGAAGUUGAAGAAGAGUACGUGGUAGAGCUGACUCGGCAGAUGACUAACUAUAUGCUUCAGGACGAUGAAAAGCAUCAGAAGUCUUCUGGUGGUGGGUCUGCCUCGCCGCAGUCGACUCUUUGGUCACCAUUCGCCUCCGGUUACAGCAGCCCUGUCGGCCCUUCCCGAGAACCAUCACCGCCGCUAACUCAGGCAACGGCGGUGGAGACAAAACCUGUUAUGAUUCCUUUUCAAACAAAACAAGCUUUAAUCGAUGAGCAGAUCCGAUCUGUUCAAGCUAACUUCCAUAAGAUGAAGAAGGAGAAACACAAGCAAGGAAAUGAUGACGUAUUAGGACACAAAGCAAGAAGCUACAACCACCGACAGACACCGAAGUCUGGCGUGAAGGCGGUGUUCGUUGACGGGUCGGGUUCGAGAACCGGGUCUGGUGGGACUGGAGUAUUCUUACCUCGUGGUCAUGGUACUGUCGUGGAGUCGCGCAAGAAAUCAGGAUGUUCGACAAUAAUAAUACCAGCAAGAGUAGUUGAAGCCUUGAAAGUUCACUUUGACAAAUUGGGUGUUCCAUCUACAAUUUCUUCUGAUAUCCCUCCUUUUCAUGAUGCUUUGCUGGUUUCCAUGAAGAACAAAAACAACAGCAGUUACAAAAGCAAUUCAUCAACUCGGGUACAGUGUGGACCUCUGCACCUGGAGGAGACGUCGACCGAGAGCCACCAAGAACCACUGGCGGAUUUGCCACAUGAAUGGACGUACUGAUCAAAUAUUUGCAUGCUCUUUCUUGGUUGCUGAAGUUAUAGGUUCUCAAAAGGUAGUGUCUUUUUGAUAUUUUAUAGUGGGUCAAAAUAUGAAAUAAAUAAAGUUUUAAAAUCAUCAUUUUAUUGGAUAUAUAUAUAUAUAUAGAUUUUAGAAGGGAUUGAAUUUGUUAUUUUUUUAUUGGUAGUUCCUUAAGAUGGGUUUAGUAAAAUCAAUAAUUCCUCUGAUAAAUGAAUAAUAAAAUAUAUGCAUAUAUAUGUUCAUAUAUAUUGCAUUUCUGUAGCAGUAAAACGGAUGGGUUGUUUUUUUGUAAUGUAAGAUUCAUUGUAAUACAAGCAUAAUAUGAAUCUCCCCAGUGUAAUAAAAAGACUACUAGAUUAUUACGUCUUCAUUCUUAUGUAAUGCUUUAACUCUCUUACAAAUCAAGGUUAUAGAAUUACAGUUAUGGUUUUUGGAAAAACUAGUUCAGUGUUCUCUAUGUUCAUCUACGGAACACGUUAAGAUGCGUGGAAAAGAUAUGACGUGCUCGUGGUACCUCGUGGGUGGUCUUAAAUCCGCAGACUUAUCGUAAUGUCCAACAUGUUUUUUCUUGACUUAGUAUUUGUAAUUUCACUUUAUAAGGUUCAUGUGCACUUAUUCUUUAUACUUUCACUUUAUAAAGUUCAUGUGCACUCACAUUUCGCCAUUACUCAAAUUAAUUGCGAGCCAGAGACGGUGUACACUGCUCCACUCCUCGGUCUCCUCUCGUGUGUGU